ACAACCACUUGACCAAUUAGAUGAUCAAUGAUGAUUUAAAGAUGGGGUCUUGUCAGAGGGAAGUUAAAAAUGUCUAAGUUAUCAGUUCCUGUGCGUGGGUUUGAUUGGUCACAUAUUAUUAAAGUCACCAGAUUACUCUUUUAUUAUCAUUUGUAUGCCUAAGAUAACCCGGUAAUCUUUACAUUCAAAAAAUAUGACGAAUGAUGUAUCAAACAAGGAUAUAUGUGACAAGGCUAGUUCAUAGUCGAUUGCGGACGUCCUUAGAUAGAAAAUUAAGCUUACCAAAUUCAAAUAAACAAAGUUUGCCAACUAGUUGUUUUUCUGUGGAGACUCAUUAAACUACGGUUAGACGCAGACCUAGUUUGGAGUGUAUCUAGCCGAAAAGUAGACAACUAAGCGAAAUUUAAAACAGCGACGUAAAGGGAAAAAUCCUCAUUAUUCCCCUCUGACAGGCGAAAAAGCAGAUAUUUAGGCGCGUUUCUCCAUCAUUUUCCAGAGUAUUUUCACCUUUGUGCGCCUUUAUUUUCCCUUUAUUGGUUGCUUGCAAAGUUAACCAUUAGUUGCUCAUUCUUCGCUAUAGUUAUCAACUUUUCGAUGAUAUCACCCUCAAAUGACAUCGUGCACAGUACAAACUAUGCUGUUCAAAGUCUGACAUAUUUGUCAUGUAAGUGUUGAUUGUAAACCUGAAACCCAUUUUAAUAUAUUCGAAAGCAGUUUCAUACAUUUUGUAGUAAAAUAACUGCCCAGUCUCCCGAUUCUGAGGGUAUUUGGGGAAAGCGGUAUUAGGAGUUUUUGGGGGAAUGCGACGGAAACCUUAAUUUCCCCCAGCUUUGGAUUUUGCCCUAUGAUUAAAGGUGUUUUGGGGAAGUCCCCGAGACUAGGGGAACUUAGGGUUUUCACCAAUAUCAGAAGUAUGUUUCUGACGUUCAGUUCGUCUUUUUCCGAUAAUUAGUCUGUGCGUGAUUUACAACACAAGACUUCAUAUUCCAAAAUGCCUGCCACUAAAAUCACCAUUCAUUAUAAUUUUCCCACUUAUAUGCUGUUGGAUUCCAGGUUUGCGUACAUCAUCAAUCUUAAUGCUGACUAGGACUAAUGGCUGAGACUAGUUCUUGCAUCAUGUUAGAAUGAGGUUCAGAAAGUGGUACAUAGCGAGAUAGCUGAAGAAAUUUGAUACACUUGAUUGUUCAAUUUACCAAUCUUCAUUUAUUGGUAAUGUCCUAUUUUGUGAUCCAUUCUUCUUGAACUCCAAGUGCUCUGGUACGGCCGAGAUUCAGCUCUCACUCGGCCGUGCGUAUACAUCCACUGACAGAGAAGUCCUACUCACUGCCUUCUCGCGGCAUCACUUGUUUACGAAAUUGAGAGGACGAAAAGCGAAUGUCCGGCGCUUUAACCGGGUUGGUGGACACAGGAUCCACGUAGGGGAGUUGGCAAACCCUGACUCCGAACCAGUGGUGUACAUGGACUCCAGUAUCCUGAGGAAACAAAUGGCGCAUGAACCAAUUGUUGGUCACCAGCUUCCAUAGUACUGCAUCUCCUUAUGUUGCUACUCUUCCUUGUGGGUCAGACAUUAAAGUCGAAGGCUUUGGGCGUGGCCCCAUUAGGAAAACCGCCUGCUUCGGUCUGGGCACCCGGGCGGUAUCACAGCCCUCACACAAAUCGAAUGAUUUAUGUGGCGCAUAUCUAUUUGGUGCCUUCUUGUACCUAUGUUUAUAUGUUUAAAUAAUAGUAAUAACCCCUUGUUAUACCGAAAGCUUUGUGCUACAGUCAAAAUAAUGGAGAUUCGUAGCUCGGGCGGAUAAUUUUGAUGUACUAUACUAAAAAAGUAGUCACUUAAAUAUGCUUAUCGCGCGAAUUUUUUAACUAGUCGAUUUAAACUGUUGUAUGAUCAUCUAAUUUUUAAAUUCUGUGUAGUUUUCAGUCUCUUAUUCUAUAUUGUGAAGUCCAUUCAUAGUACAGUCUCAUCCUUCAGCUGCGUGAACAAUUUUGGGUCAUCCAUUUGAAGGUUCAGUUCCUGGUUCAAUACAGCAUGCCUCAAUAGAUUACAUUAAACUUUAUCGUUAGAUCAGACAAGAUGUUACGUAGUUUCUCGCGGUUUGGAUCUGAUAGAUGUACUCGUUUUCUCUACACGUCUUGUUAUGUCAAUACACCUAAAAUUCAACCAAGCAAAUCCUCACAGUUACUGAAUUCAUAUUUUGAACUUGGACGAUUCGCUAGACCAACAGGCACGUGGCUGUUAUACCUUCCUUGUACGUGGAGCAUUGCUCUAGCUGCACCACCGGGUCACUUACCAGAUAUCUAUAUGCUAACCCUAUUCGGCGUAGGCUCCAUUUUGAUGCGAAGUGCGGGUUGCACAAUAAAUGAUAUGUGGGAUAAAAAAUAUGACAUGCUUGUCAAACGCACAAAGGAUCGUCCACUAGCUUCAGGUUCAUUAAACCUUCCUCAGGCGUUAUUGUUUCUUGCUGUUCAGCUAGCGACUUCGCUUGUAAUAUUAUUGCAAUUGAACUGGUACAGUGUAUUUCUUGGUAUCCUGUCAUUGAUUCCUGUCAUCACGUAUCCUUUGUUCAAACGUGUUACCUACUGGCCGCAGCUUGUACUUGGUAAGUAUCAGUGUAGCAUUUUCUAACCUAGGUUCAUUGCUAUGUGGUUUUACAGGCUUUACAUUGAACUGGGGUGUUUGGCUUGGGUAUUCUGCUAUAAAUGGUUUUUGCCUUUUCUCCGUGUGCACUCCCUUGUAUUUAGCUGCAGUGUUUUGGACAUGCACGUACGAUACCAUAUAUUCUCAUCAAGUGAGGAUGUUUUGCAUAUGUCUUCAAUCUUUUUCGCGCUAAUAUUUCCUGCAUUUUACGAAUAUUCAUGUGGUGUUGACUCAUAGUUUUGCGAUUCUGCAUACUUAGUUUUGUGUUUUGACUUGCCGCCCAGUAAACCGGUAGCACCUUUUUGUUUUUAUGUGAAAUUUAAAGACUAGGUUUGUUUGUUCUGUGUAGGUCUUACAUUCAACUGGGGUGCUUUGCUGGGCUAUUCUGCUGUCACAGGUUCUGUUAACCCUCUGAUUUCAAUACCUCUCUAUUUUGGUGGCUUCAAUUGGACAAUUAUAUACGACACAAUUUAUGCACAUCAGGAUAUCGAUGAUGACAUCCGUAUAGGCGUAAAAUCAACAGCAAUUUUGUUUGGAGAAAAAACAAAGUUAUAUUUGGGCGCUUUUCAUAUGGGAAUGACAGCGUGUCUCCUCACUGUUGGAAUUAACGCAAAUGCUGGUUGUGUAUAUUACCUCGGGACCUUCCUUACCAUGUUUCAUGUUGCUCAUUUAAUACAGAAAACGGACCUAAAGAAUCCAAAAUCUUGUUGGCAAACCUUUAAAGAUAGUAAAAUAACUGGUCUUUUGUAUUUUCUUACCAUUGUACUGGAUAAAAUAUCACUAUAAGUUUAUUGUUCUUACUAAUAAAAUUGGCUUGUAAUAAACGUUUUAUAAGUAUCGGACACAAACAUAUGGUAUUUAUGAUAAUUGGGUCUACUCUCUUUACAAAGAAUUUUUUAAACAGGAAUAAGAGUGUUUAUUGUAAAUUUCGAUACACCAUCGACUGGCAAAUGUAUUCCGUUACAAAUGGCUUAAAAUCUAACUGUCAUGCUAUCCAAACGAGAAAUCAUUACCGUUCUAACUCAAGCAAAGAUCUUGCGAUUGAUUUCAAUUUACUC
Schistosoma rodhaini is the source of this 3693-nucleotide messenger RNA. NCBI's taxonomy places the organism in Eukaryota, Metazoa, Platyhelminthes, Trematoda, Strigeidida, Schistosomatidae. The record is from the annotation of a GenBank genome assembly.